AUGGCUCCGCAGAAGCAGGCCAGAUUGCAAAUAUUGACCCACGAUGUCGUAAAGAGUCUUGUCUAUGGCAACGAGACAAAACAAUGUGGAUAUUUUUACAUACUCGUUGAAUUGGUGGAUACUCGUGUUGUACGAAGUACUUUUGAUACUUGUUUCACAGAAUAUUUCGAGAAAGGGCGUGGUUGCAGAGAUUUUUGGCAGGCUCUAGGAAACGAACUGUCGGGAACGAUUGAAGCACGCCCAGGCUUCACUGGUGACGCCUCUUACAUGUUGCGCGCCUUGUGGUUGACAUUGAAUAGCGAUUUUCAUGAGGAUGACUCGAAUGUAAUAAAAGUAGGAGAGUUACUCCGUAGGACUUAUGCAAGGCGUAUCGUUGUUCACACCAACGGCGCGCGCAUUUCAUAA
Molecule: messenger RNA, 405 nt
Organism: Glarea lozoyensis ATCC 20868
Lineage: Eukaryota; Fungi; Ascomycota; Leotiomycetes; Helotiales; Helotiaceae
Exons: 2
Coding region: 1-405 (134 amino acids)
Source: RefSeq, a predicted model, not a curated record